AUGAAGACAGACUCCGCUUAUUCCAUCCUGUCGACGUUGAGAUAUGACCCAAAACUUGCCCAAGUUGCAUCCGAUCAGUAUUAUGAGGACGACGGGAUCCAAAUGGAGUUUUCUACUCCAACGGAAACACUAUUUCUAGAUAAACAAGAUAAAGGAUACGUUGCUUCAAACACGGAAUGGGAGAACUUUUCUGAGUUCCAAAAAGAGUUUGACCAAGCUAAUUUCAGUGUGACGUCUUCAUCUACUGCAUUUUUCAAAUCCCUUCUUGACUGUUCUUACAGCGACAACUUGAAAAGAGGUGGUUUGAAAGACCUGAUGUUCUAUAGAUUUCUCUUUUUGAGGCAACAUGUAACGCGUAUAAACUUAGCGAGAGACUAUUUUCAUUGGAAUGUAUCAACGUUGUCCAUUUCGAAAUUGUUGGAACUGUUGAUUUUAUCGCUCCAGGAGACAGUAGGGGAUCUACAACAAUUGAUAUCAGAUGUACGGCCUUACAAAAUGAGAGUUCUAAUCAGCGCCAGCGGCGACAUAAGAGUAGAAGCACACCCGCUACCGAUUUUAGAUCUGUCUUCUAGCAGUACAGCAAGCGAGUACUUUAUCAAUACUCUUUUAAAGGGCAUGUUGCCAGAUGAUUCCACAGAACCUUACACCGCUUUUAUUGAUACGAAGCCAAUUCCAAAUAACACGCCUUUCACAACUUUUAAAACCACCCAAAGAGAACAUUAUACCCAAGCGCGAGAGCGAAUGAUACAAAUUGAGAGUAACGCGCAGAAACGUGAGAUCAUUGUCUAUAAUGAAUUAGAUGAAGUGAUGGAAGGUAGCAUUACAAAUAUUGCAGUGUACAGAAAUGGAACUUUUGUUACACCACCACUAUCUACUGGAUGCCUCUGCGGGGUAUUUCGGUACUACCUAUUGAAAAAGAAUUUGAUUAAUGUGGCUAACAUAUCUGCACAAGAACUAAAGAAAGGCGAAACCGUCUUACUCUUUAAUGGUGUAAUGGGUUGCGUUAAAGGAAUUAUUGCCAAGUAA
Messenger RNA from Huiozyma naganishii CBS 8797, 1026 nucleotides. RefSeq names its product aminodeoxychorismate lyase ABZ2 (gene ABZ2). The record is from RefSeq and is a predicted model, not a curated record. NCBI's taxonomy places the organism in Eukaryota, Fungi, Ascomycota, Saccharomycetes, Saccharomycetales, Saccharomycetaceae. Gene Ontology annotation, biological process: carboxylic acid metabolic process. The transcript has a single exon. Gene Ontology annotation, molecular function: catalytic activity. Bases 1 to 1026 code for a protein of 341 amino acids.